Onthophagus taurus is the source of this 539-nucleotide messenger RNA. It is a transcript of the gene RpS20, whose product is annotated as Ribosomal protein S20. Gene Ontology annotation, cellular component: ribosome; small ribosomal subunit. Gene Ontology annotation, molecular function: structural constituent of ribosome. Lineage: Eukaryota; Metazoa; Arthropoda; Insecta; Coleoptera; Scarabaeidae. Gene Ontology annotation, biological process: translation. The record is from RefSeq and is a predicted model, not a curated record.
CUGUGAAAGCGUCCAUUUUGACCAAAGCCGCAAACGAAGCUUCUGGUUCAGCGCUGACCAAUUUCAAAUAAACGUAUUAAAUUGGUUAACUCGACCGGAAAACCAAUAAAAUCAUGGCUACAAUGAAGGAUAACCCCGAAAAACCAACGCAAGAUGCGUCCCCCAUCCAUCGUAUCAGAAUUACAUUAACAUCCCGCAAUGUACGCUCAUUAGAAAAGGUGUGUUAUGACCUUAUCAAUGGGGCGAAGAAGCAAAAGUUGCGCGUUAAGGGACCAAUUCGUAUGCCAACCAAAACGUUACGUAUCACCACACGUAAAACACCUUGUGGUGAAGGUUCUAAGACUUGGGACAGAUUCCAAAUGAGGAUUCACAAACGUGUUAUCGAUCUUCAUUCCCCAUCUGAAAUUGUUAAGCAAAUUACUUCUAUUUCUAUUGAACCUGGCGUAGAAGUUGAAGUAACCAUUGCAGACCCUUAAACUAUGUUGAUUAUUUUAAGGUUUAUAUGUUUUCUUAAUUAAAUAUUAAGAAGAAAAGUAAAA